AAGUGUCAGGCGGUGAGCCGUCGGAUCUGGAGAACAGUCGUGCCAUCGCGCGCGCCGCUAAAGCGCUUGCGGGACCAGCCUGUUGAUCUAGCGACGGCUAAGAGCAGCGCGCGAAGUCGCGCAUUCGUUCUGACGGCUUCUGCGUGCGGUGCAAAGCCGAACUCCUCACCGGACUACGAUUGCGGUUGUAUUCGCCAGCUCUGAAAAAAAAAAAAAAUGUAGAUACGCCGGCUUUUGGAGUGACGAUUUCAAAGUCUGAGCCACCGUUACCCGCCGUCGCUCACCGAAUGCGCUGGAUAAUUGUGCGUUGGUACUCCCGGUUCUGAACCCGGCUGAAGGGUUACAGUGUGCGGCAUUGGGAUAGCGAGCACCGACGUCGGCCCGACUGAAUGCUCUGAUGACGGGAUAUGAUACAACCAAGCGGAGAAAGGCAUCGGUAGGAUCCUCCAUUGACUACAUGUUCCUUCAAGCCCGUGUACGGCAUCUUUGACUAUUUCAGGUACACUUCGCUGUCGUUGGCUUUAGGCAGCAAGAUCGAGCCUCCCAACAAGUUCAUGCAGUUAUCCUGCUACAGGGAAUUAAUUAGAGUCCACACGCAGCACGCAGUCGAGUGUGUAAAAGGAGCAAGCUAACCAGAAACCAGCCGAUUCCUCUGCUACCCACGCAGUCUCGACCUUGACAAACAGCAAAAGCAAGAAAAGGAACAAAACGAAAAACCAGGAGAAAACGACGUUGUGCCCUUCGGGUUGCUUCCUUCUGCGUCUGUCUGGCUGCCGGGCCUCGCUGAGCACUUUGCUUUCCGGUGCGUGAUGGUGAAGCAAGGAAUCGGUACUGUGGCGGUUGCGACAAAUCGCUAGGACUAACGACCAUCCGGAGGCAUUCGCUUCGUCCGCGAGACUGUGGUGCCCCGCCGGGAAGGAGGGUGGAGGAGAAGUGAGUAGACUGAAACUAAACGCCAGAAAGGACGAGCAGCGAGUGACCGGACAUCCUGUUUUGGAGGUGGCUGUUCUUUGUGCUUUGCCCACGAAGACCCGCUUCCUCCAGGCAGCCCGUCGUACCUUCGGUCGUCCAUCUUUCCCCGCUGUCCGUGCGUGCUUCUGGCAAAGUCUGUGUCUUCGGACCGAAAAAGGAAAGCGUUCGGACCUUGCCACCUUAACGAAUCGACUAAGACCCCACGGGCGGUGAAGCAAUGACUGUGGCCAACUGUUCGGAGGCGUAGCGUCGUUGAUCUCGAUACUGAUCCCUCAGAGACGCCCUCGCCUACUUGUCAGUGAGUCCCGUUUUGCUGAGGCUGUUUUUUUUUGUUCUUGUGUGUGUAGGCUCUACUGUAUGAUGUCUGCGUGACUCAAGUGAGAAGUUGCGGCUUGUUCUAGAGGUCACGACCAAACACUCUGUCCGCUCUCAGCUGUGACCAUGGAUCUUUGACCGACGUGCAUUUUUGCGUGCCGUAGUUGCCCUGAUGUGGUUCUUCUCUGGACUAAGGUCACGGUGCGCUAUCUUCAGACAGCGCUGUGAUUCAACUAUCUUUGCAUUUGAAUGGCUCCAAAAUGUUUUGGAAUGUGUAGAUAAAAAAACAGCCAUCAACAAACGUACUUUACUAUACGGUAUGAUCGCUAGUCAAUUCCACGAAGGCUCUCUUUCAAUAAAGUAGCCUCGCGUUCAUGCGAUGUUAGUGCUACUAUGACUGCGACUGCUUCAAACGGCCGUGUACUUCGGCAUUUGUACCUUCAAGAGGUAAAACGGUCCACCGGCCCUGUACCGGCAUUCUUUUACGGGCUGCCGAAGACAUAGCGAGUGAAGCCUGCCUUGCAAAACAGCGAGUGAUAUCGAAGACGGUGCCGCGACGUUGCUCACUAAACGACAGAAAUUGCGGCCUUGUUUCGUUAGAGGCUUGACGACCACCAAGAUAAAGAUGAAAAUUGCUACGCCGAACGACGGCUUGCUCGCGACGCCAUAAUGCCGGUGUUGGGCAUGGAUCGAGCGAUCAGUACGGCAGCGCCGUACAAUGUGACUCUAGAGGUGACGAAGGCGGCGUUGCUUAACGCUUCCUUCUCCAACGAGACUCUGGUGCUUUCCUCAGCGGCCGCGGCUGCCGGGCUGGCGAACUUCACCGGCAACUUGACGGGUGAACUGGUGAUUCCCGGUGGUGGUGGUGGUGAUGUCACUUGUCCGUGGGACCCUCGUGGCGGGGGCAACUGCUCGUGGCCCGACGCGGGUCUGGCACCGGGCAACGACUCGGCCCUCGAGGCCUCCAGACUGCCUGGGGAUGCGCAGCAACCGGCCGAGAAAGUCUACUGGGCCCUGAUGCUCGUCAUCCUUCCUUUCCUCGCCGUGUUCGGUAACAUCCUCAUCAUCCUCAGCGUGUACAAAGAGCGGAGCCUGCAGACGGCUACAAACUACUUCAUCGUGAGCCUCGCGUUCGCCGACCUGCUUGUGGCAGCCGCUGUCAUGCCAUUCGCCGUCUACGUUCUGGUCAACGUGGACUGGGAGCUGAGCGAAACGCUGUGCGACUUCUACAUCGCAGUAGACGUCACCUGCAGCACGGCUUCCAUAUUCAACCUGGUCGCCAUCAGCAUAGACAGGUUUAUUGCCGUCACGCAGCCUAUCAAGUACUCAAAGCACAAGAACAGCAAGCGUGUGGCACUCACCAUCGUGAUAGUGUGGGUCGUGUCGGCAGCUAUAGGGUCUCCCAUCAUGCUCGGCCUGAACACGUCCCCACAGAGGGUGCCACAUCUGUGCAUCUUCUACAACUCCGACUUCAUCCUCUACUCGUCGCUCAGCUCUUUCUACAUCCCCUGCCUGGUGAUGGUGUUCCUCUACUACAAGAUAUUCCGCGUCAUACACGAGCGGGCGCGCAAAGCUGUAGGCAAGAAGGAGGCACGCCUCAAGGGCCUCGUGCUCGAAGGAGGCCCACCGCCCAUCGCGAACAACACGGGUCAUCAUGGUGUCGUCACGCUCGCGGUAGGCGCAGGGGGUGGGGCCACCGGUGGACAACCUGCGCAGGGAGGCCAGCCUAGCCUGGGGGACAACAGAAACGGAAACAAGAGCCUUCAGGUGAGCUCCAUGGUGCCAGAAGCGGAUCCUCUCACAGCGAACACGGGCAGCGGCAGCCAGCCAGACGAGGACGAGUUCGACGAUCUGCCCACCGAGGCCGGCGGGGACAAGUGGGUCGAAUGCGACGAAGAGGAGGCCAGCUUCCUGGCGGCGCAGAGUGCCACCUCUGGUAGCGACCCACCGUCGCACGCGACACACAACAGGAACCACGAUUCAGGAUACGUGGACUCGAAUGUUGACGAGGUCCACUUUUCCCGCCAGGAGAGACCAAACAAGGAGUUCAAGAAGAACGGAACCGUGAUGCCCCUGUUGACAGUGUCGGUGGUCGGUGGUCCAACAUUGGGCGCUUCGAUAGAGGACGGACCGGCUCGCAAGAAGUCUCGCUUCAACCUCGGUCGCAAGCACAAGUCCAGUCGCAAGAAGCGGGAAAAGGCGUCAGCGAAGAGAGAGAGAAAGGCCACCAAAACGCUGGCCAUUGUGCUCGGGGUGUUCCUGAUCUGCUGGGUGCCCUUCUUCACGUGCAACGUGGUCGACGCGGUGUGCAUGAAACUGCAGAGUCAGGACUGCCAUUUGGGUGUCACCGUCUUCCUGCUCACCACAUGGCUAGGAUACGUAAACAGCUGCGUCAACCCGGUCAUCUACACAAUCUUCAACCCAGAAUUCCGCAAGGCCUUCAAGAAGAUUCUCAUGGAGCCCAUGAAGUGAAAAAAAAAAACGUGAACCCGCUCAACAGACGAUACAAAUGGUGCUGCGUGCCAAAUGUAUAGGAAACUGCAGAUCGUCGAAGACUCUCGUUAGGAGAACGAGGACAAAGAACCGGGUUGCUGGUCGAGCGUGUGUGCUCGCAGUUGCACGCCGUCACUCUUUCGUGCUUUCUGCUUACUCCGCGCCCAAUUUUGUCGGGAUAUCUGCUCUCGGGUUACUCACUCGUUCAAAUCGCACCCUUGUUCGAAAACGGGGCAAUGAGCCGGCGAGUGAAUUGUUGUUUGGCCUAUCACGAAGGAUUGCGAACCAUGCGGCCCAACAUCGUCAAAUGCUGCAGCCUUUGCACGCCAAGUCGUCAAAAUGCCCUUGGUAAAAUCAUACAAUCUAUUCGCUUAAUUUGAAUAUAAAUAGACUUUCUAACAUAUUUACAGGCUUUCAGUGUCUUAAAAGGUCCAUUUCCACGCCAGUUCCCAGCCGAAUGUCCAGAGUCUCAUGGAUGUCAACCUUGUACAUUCUCAAGACUUACAAUACUUAUUUCAUCUGAAGAAAUCUAUUACAAGCAACCACUAGUUCCAUAUCACUCAAUUUCUCGGAGUCGUCAUUGCUAUUUCGUUUCAGCUGUGCCACAGAUUUGAGAUGUCUGCCGCAAGUCGCGGAAGCGGCUAACUUAAGACAACGCACUUGUCUUUGAGAAUGGCUCAUAGGAGAAUCACGUGGGUAAAAGUAGGUAAAACGGGAACAUGCGAUGAAUUAGGUGGUCUCGUAAAAAAAACACGUCAUUUUUUGUCUUCCGUUUCAUUUGUCUUCUGUUUGAUAUGUUCGGCUGUCUCAUUUAGGGUAAUGCCCCCCGUUAGUCCACUAGUGUACGUAACCCUAUUCCAAAAGUCUGUUCACUCAGCUUUUUUUUUUCGCUACUUCAGUCUACAAUUAUCAGUGUAAAUAAAAUGCAGAGCUAGUGAAACUUACUUCAUGUCACUCGUUAGCGGAAGGGCGCUUAGCUUUGCUGACAGAAUGAUGUAUAGUGCGAAGUAUUCUGACGUAAAGCGCUAAAGUGUCCUCUCCUGGCUCUAUUGUGACUUCUCUUUGUCCUGGCGAAUCUAACAGAUCUGACAGUUCUACAGUCGCUACAACUUCUCGCCAUUCUCUUACUCUGACUACAGCGCUUGCUUCAACACGUUCCCACGAAAUGGGGCGUGUAUUCUAGGUGACUUCAUGCGUGUCUGUAUUAUCACGGAGCAGACUUUAGCUAAGAAGUGUAGCCUUCUUUUUCUUUUCUUUCAGAAAAUGUUGUCAGCCCGGGCAAAAAUUGCGACACCAAUUGAUGCGUAAUGUCACGAAAAAUGAGUUCCCAAACAACCGCUCUCAUACCGCGAAAUUCACCAGGCAACAUGACACACACGCUCAAACGUUCUGAUUUCAGUGUGAAGUCAGUCGUGCGCAAAAUUACCUACGCUAAUCUUAACGAAAGAGCGUCCGGUAAGAAUGAACUGGAUAUUUGUGGAUAUUUGUGCCGCUGACGUCAAAAAUUUAGACGUCAGAACCCAAACCCAUUGCAGAAUAGGAAAAUAUUUACGCUACUGCAACAAGAAAAGAAAUAUUCUGUCGUGUAUUUUGUGAUGGGAUGAACUACGUAAAAGCUCGAUUUAUUCCGAGCGUCUCCUUUAACACCUACUUAGAAUUAUAUGGCAGCCAAAUCAACAACUUACAUAGGCCAAUCAUCAUGGUUUUCUCGUAAACCAAAACAGGGUAACUUAUUUCAUGGCACACAUGUGCCACGGCGUAAUAUGCGAUGAAUUGCCUUGCAUCUCGAUGUGUAUUAAGAUAGUACUAUAUACAAAAACGCCCAAGUGAGUGAAAAAUUUUGUUCAGUAGGGUGCUUCAAUACCGGACACUUGACGCUCGCUCUUUUCUAUGUUUUGCCUUAAGGCUUCAAGUAACAAUUAACGCUGACGGCGUGCACAUAGCGGCUGCCCUGUUCCAAACGAAUGGGGUGAUACAGUCAUCAUAUAUGUAUUUUUGGCCAUAAAGAGGCUUCAUGGCUUUCUUCGUACUUCUCAACGCGUUCUUCGCAGUACACGCAUUAUCGUGUACUCGGUGCUCUAGUACCUAAGCUUUUCGCCCACUUUCUCAGCUGGAAAUCCUCGCGCUGCAGCUGAAGAAACAUUGGCAGCGUCCGUAAGCUUUUUCUCCUCUCUCCAGCUCACCCGAUAUGGUCACACAUGUUACAUAUCUCUUAUCUCCCUGAAGUUUUAGAGCUUAAAUUAUUGUGGCUCACCCGCUAGCCCCUCCUUCCUGUCAACACCCUUCAAGAUUGCAGCGUCAUCUAACAAAAAAAAAGCAGGCUUUGGACUUUGUUGCCCGUUAUGUGGCUUCAGCGACGUGGAAAAAAUUGCUUGCGAUGAAUACCCGACCAGAAUGCAAGCCAGGGCAACGCCUCCAUUAAUUCAACGCCUCGAACGCGAGCCGCAAACACGCUGCCUUUCUUUCGACUGUAAUCGUUAUUGGUACAAUAGUCAGCGUCUCUCGCGGCGUUCUCUUGGUAAACACACAAAGCUCACGCAACUGCCUCCGAGCGGCUGGCAACAUGAUGUCACGUGACUAAGUGCUACGGUAACUAGCACGCUCUCACGGCGCCUGGUUGCAACAAGUGCCAGUAUACGUAGCCUCCUCUAUUCACCACGGCAGGGAGGCUUUCUAUGGAAAAGUGUGCGACGUUCCUGGCAUGCAGUUUGUGGAGGCGUUGGCCUGGAAUAUUCCGUGCCAGUUCAAGCUAGGUCGACCUUAUUUUGCCUCUCCGUCACUAAUGUGUGUUGCUCAUUUGUGUGUAUUCCGUGGACUGUACAUUGGACACCUGCACGGAGUUAUACCAUGGUGUAAUGAAGAUGAGAUGUGUUCUCCGCCUGUACGCAAGCUGUAGUACUGUAUCGUGCAUUGCGUUCUCACAAGAACAGUCAAGUUCGCUGUGUGCAUGCGAAGCGCGAUUGUGUAUACUUUGAAGCAGUGCUCGUUGGCAUUUAUUCUUUGUGUUUUUGUUCUGUUGGUAUUGUGAUAGUUUAUAUGUGUAUAAAUGAAAAAAAACAGUUAUAAAUUAAAUAAAUAUAUUAAUGUAUACAUAUGAUGUUAAGAAUGCAUAAAUACACAUAUGCCCAGACAUGACGAUGUUUACGAUGGAUGUUUAAGAAGAAAUACAUGGAAUAUAAAUUUUGUUCAUCAAA
Rhipicephalus microplus (southern cattle tick) is the source of this 6974-nucleotide messenger RNA. Its product is annotated as dopamine D2-like receptor. NCBI's taxonomy places the organism in Eukaryota, Metazoa, Arthropoda, Arachnida, Ixodida, Ixodidae. The record is from RefSeq and is a predicted model, not a curated record. Gene Ontology annotation, biological process: G protein-coupled receptor signaling pathway. Gene Ontology annotation, cellular component: plasma membrane. Gene Ontology annotation, molecular function: dopamine neurotransmitter receptor activity, coupled via Gi/Go; G protein-coupled receptor activity.